AUGAUAGAUAAUAUUUUCCAUAAUGUAGAAAAUCUUCAUAUUCAAACUCAUGCACAAAUCAAAAAAAUAUUUGAUCGCUUCCAUAAUUUAAAGUCCAAGCUUCUUGAAUAUAUCAAUUCAAUUUAAGAAAAUUUAUAAUUAUGGAAUAAGGAGUUUAAUUCUAAAUUUAAUUAACUAAAUAAAGAAGAUGUAGCCUAAGCAAAAGUAUAGUAUCAAAAAAUGGAAGAAGAAAAUAAAAAUUGGAUUACUAAAAUUUCAAAUGCUUUAAAUAAAAUGAAGAAUUGUGAUGAAUACUAAAGUUUUUUUAAUUAACUCUAAGGAAUUCACAAAGAAGAUUGUGAAAUUAAAUUAAUAAGUACAAUAAUAUAAUAGGAAUGUGAAUGUAAUGCUAUUUCAAUCAAUAAAUCUGGAUAAUUGAUUGCAACUGGAGAUGCAGAAAAUAUCAGCAUAUGGGAAUGCAAAGAAGGAAAUAUGAAAAGAGUUUAACAGAUAACAAAACAUCCAUAAUCUGUCUCUUGUUUAAUUUUUAGCAGAUAUACAAAUUCAUUUAUUUCUGCUUGUAAAGGAGGCAGAAUUCAUUGUUGGUAAUAAACUGCUGGCAUUGGAAAUUUUUAAUCUAAAUCUGAAUAAUUUCAAUAUGGACCAAUAAAUUGUAUGAUAUUAAACAAAGAAGAUAAUCAACUUUUUAGUGGAAGUGAAGCUAAUAGAAUUAUUGUUUGGAAAGUAGAUUUUGAAUCUUAUGAAUUAACAAAAAUGUAAGAAUUAUAAGCAUAAGGUUAUGUUGAGGGUUUAGCUUUGAAUCCAUCUGAAUAGAUUUUAGCAUCCACAUUGAAUAAUAAAGAAAUUGCUAUCUAUAAAAAACAAAACAACAAAAAAUGGUAUUUUCAUUCAAAUGCUACAAAAAUCACUGAUGAGUCUGGAUCAAGAAUAUGUUUUUUAUCUGAAAAGAAUUUCAUUUGGGUCACUGGGGGAUAAGUUGGAAUAGAUUCUAUUUGUUUUUUUGUAGAGGAUAAUGGGCAAUACAAAGAGACAGAAAAGAAAAUAAAAUUGACUGAAAAUAAAAAGGAAUAUGAUUUUCAUCAAUUUGAUAUAAUUUAUUAGAGAGAGAAAAAUAUUGUAAUUAUUAAAUAAAAAUUUUAAAUAUGGAUUAUGAGAGUUAAUUAUAAUGGUGAAUUGGAAAAAAUAAGUGUAAUUUAAUGUAAUUCUAAAAGAACUGUGGGAACUUUAACUCAUGAUGGGAGCAAGUUUAUAUAUUUUGAAAGAAUUGAUAAUAGAGUUGGAAAAUUUUAUAUAUAUAAUCUUGAGCUAAAUUGA
Molecule: messenger RNA, 1314 nt
Organism: Paramecium pentaurelia
Lineage: Eukaryota; Ciliophora; Oligohymenophorea; Peniculida; Parameciidae
Source: the annotation of a GenBank genome assembly